AACGCCAAACGCACCCGUACAGCUGCUGACGGCUCGCAGACAAACUAAUUGCUUUUGUAUGACUCCGUUAAAUCUCUGCGAUGUGAAAUGUCCUCAUUGUGGAGGUGUGCAGGAAGACAGAAGAAUGGAUAUGUGUUAGCUGAAUGCUGCAUGCUCUCCAUCCACCGUGGCGGCUGUCUCUUUCCCUGCGCCCCUACAACUUCAGCCGCGUUACCGAGAAGAAAAGCGCCGCAGCGGCUCCGUUUCCUCCGUUUUUGUUUUUGACAGCGCCCUUCAAACCUCAACCUCCAUUUAAACCAUCUUGUUCUCGAGUUAAGAAUGAAUAAGAGUGGCACACCGUGGGAACUGCUGCGGUUUUGUUUGUUGCUUUACGACCAGAGCUCAAAGUUGAAAGCGCCCGGAGCCGUAUUGGAUGCAAAUUGUCACCGGCUGGUGUGUCAUGAGGACUGUUCCCCACUGGAUGGACGGGCGAUCUGUUCAAUAAGUUAUUGAGAAAUCUCUUGUAAUAGCUGACCUGUAGCAUCUGUGGGCGACGUGUGAUGUGUAAAUAAAUGACCUGAGGUAAAUGGCUUGCAUGGUUUAUUUUUUGCCUAGGUGGCGUUCACCGUCAGGAAGUCAUGUCCAGAUCGGGGGAUAGAACAUCCACCUUUGACCCAACACACAGUGACACCCUGCUGCAUGGGCUCAACCUCUUAUGGAGAAAACAGCUUUUCUGUGAUGUGACUCUCACUGCCCAGGGACAGCAGUUCCACUGCCACAAAGCUGUGUUGGCAUCCUGCUCGCAGUAUUUCAGAUCUCUCUUCUCAUCCCACAAUGUAAUCAACAACGAGGGAAGCAAGGGAGACCAGGGCAGCAGUGGGACCCCCUCAUCCUCUCCUGAUGACAAGCUGAUGACCACCAGCUCCAGGCCCAUCAAUAACCUGGUACUCCAGGGCUGCUCCUCUAUCGGACUACGAUUAGUACUGGAGUACCUGUAUACUGCCAAUGUUACGCUUUCCCUGGACACAGUGGAAGAGGUGCUUUCAGUCAGCAAGAUCCUCAACAUCCCCCAGAUUACCAAGCUUAGUGUGCAGUUCCUUAAUGAUCAGAUUUCUGUGCAGAACUACAAGCAGAUCUGCAAGAUUGCAGCACUGCAUGGACUGGAUGAGACCAAGAAGCUGGCCAACAAGUACCUGGUGGAGGAUGUGCUGCUGCUGAACUUUGAGGAGAUGUGUGCCAUGCUAGAUGCUCUGCCGCCCCCGGUGGAGUCAGAGCUGGCUCUCUUCCAGAUGUCAGUCCUCUGGCUGGAGCAUGACCGGGAGACUCGCAUGCACUAUGCACCGGAUCUUAUGAAGAGGCUGCGCUUUGCCCUUAUACCUGCUCCGGAGCUGGUGGAGAGGGUGCAGUCUGUUGACUUUAUGAGGAGUGACCCAGUGUGCCAGAAGCUACUCCUGGAUGCCAUGAACUACCACCUGAUGCCCUUCAGGCAGCACUGUAGGCAGACCAUGGCUAGCAGAAUCCGUUCCAAUAAGAGAAUGCUGUUACUGGUGGGUGGUUUGCCUCCUGGACCCGAUCGUCUUCCCAGCAAUUUAGUCCAAUACUAUGAUGACGAGAAAAAGACAUGGAAGAUCCUCACAAUAAUGCCUUACAACAGUGCCCAUCACUGCGUUGUGGAAGUGGAGAACUUUCUGCUGCUGCUGGGAGGAGAGGACCAGUGGAACCCAAACGGAAAGCACAGCACAAAUUUUGUCAGCCGCUAUGAUCCCAGGUUCAACAGCUGGAUUCAGCUGCCCCCCAUGCAGGAAAGGAGAGCCAGCUUCUUUGCCUGUCGCCUGGAUAAGCACCUGUACGUGAUUGGUGGUAGGAAUGAGGCGGGCUACCUCUCCAGUGUGGAGUCCUACAACCUGGAGACAAAUGAGUGGAACUACGUGUCAUCUCUGCCACAGCCUCUGGCCGCCCAUGCAGGAGCAGUGCACAAUGGCAAGAUCUAUAUAUCUGGCGGAGUGCACAAUGGCGAGUAUGUGUCCUGGCUCUACUGUUAUGACCCCGUAAUGGAUGUGUGGGCUAGAAAACAAGACAUGAACACAAAGCGGGCCAUUCAUGCUCUAGCUGGGAUGAACGAUCGGCUGUACGCCAUUGGUGGAAACCAUUUGAAAGGAUUUUCCCAUCUAGAUGUGAUGCUGGUUGAGUGUUACGACCCGAAAGCUGACCAGUGGAACAUCCUGCAGACUCCCAUACUGGAGGGCCGCAGUGGUCCGGGCUGUGCUGUUUUAGAUGACAGCAUCUUCCUUGUGGGCGGCUACAGCUGGAGCAUGGGGGCCUAUAAGUCUUCAACCAUCUGCUACAGCCCAGAGAAAGGAACGUGGACGGAGUUGGAGGGAGAGGUGGCAGAGCCUUUGGCAGGCCCAGCCUGUUCCACUGUCAUCCUGCCUGCCUGUCUUCCUUUUAACAAAUGACAACUAAUUCACCCGAUGGGCAGUGAGGGUGAAGAGCAGCAGAGUGAUUGGGGAGAGGACCAUCGAUAAGCAAAACACUUGUCAACAAUUUUGUGACAAACCCUCGAGUCGUAUGCCAGGGGUGUGUAUAAAUUAUUUUUUUACAGGUUUGACCAGAGCACUUUCGUUAUUCUCUACUGAAGGAUUGAGAAAAAAAUUGUGCAACUUAUGUAUUUAAACUUAUCUGUGUUCUGAGAAAUGGUCGCUUCCAUAUUUGAUUUUAUUUAAACAGAUAGUGAGUGUUUUUGGCUUCUCUUCUAUAGCACGUAUAGUGUUAAACUGAAUUAUAGCUUUCAGACCCAUUGUAUCUUGUAUUCAGUAGCAGCAUUAAUUCCAGCAAAAUGCAGUGAUGUUUCACCACCUGACAAUGGCAGAUUAAGUUGUACAAUGGCUGGUAAGUUAUUUUAACUGUAAUGAUCAAGGUGUAUAGAUAUUCAUCAGUUUAUAAUCAUUGUUCUCUGGCUGGAUUGUUCAUUUAUGCAACAGUUUCAUUGUCUCUUUCUGAAAAAGAACAUAUCUGGGUAUCUUAAAAGGGGAUUUUCCAAAAUUGUGUUUUUUUUCAAACAGCUGUUAUAGAAAGGAUAAACACAGGGAAAUUAAACCUGAAAGCCAAUAAACAGUGAUCUGAGCACUCAGCAAGCAAACAGAGGGCACAAAAAAACAAAAAAACAUAGUAAUCGUGCCCCAAUUUUAUUUUAUUAUCUUAAAAAUGUGCAACCAGACCAAUUUUCUACAACUUAUCUGCUUUAGAAAGAAUAUUUCCAAAUGUUUUUGGCAAUUAUUCUUCUUGCCAUUGGCAAGAUAAUAAAAAAAAAAAACAAUGAUGGUACAAUCAAAUUGUCAUGGCUAGCCAAUGUAUAUCUGGGUGGCAUGUUUGGGUAAACAGAUGAAUU
Messenger RNA from Melanotaenia boesemani (Boeseman's rainbowfish), 3367 nucleotides. It is a transcript of the gene klhl14, whose product is annotated as kelch-like family member 14. The coding region runs from base 618 to 2435 and encodes 605 amino acids. The record is from RefSeq and is a predicted model, not a curated record. Gene Ontology annotation, molecular function: protein binding. The transcript is spliced from 8 exons. Lineage: Eukaryota; Metazoa; Chordata; Actinopteri; Atheriniformes; Melanotaeniidae.